GGCCGAGCGAAUUGCAUAGACCAAGGAGCGCAUCGCCUGCCUCAACAACAAAACCCGCCCAAGACUUGCUGCCUCAACAGCAGCAGCGUUGAGCUUACCGAAGCCAUUGACCUCGCGACUGCACAACAGCUUCGACGUAGAUAGCCUCGUCACCCACCCAUCCUCCGCAAUCCGCACGCGCCCGUCCUCGUCCUCGUCCUCGCACCGACCGCCCAUCGCUCAAUUGAACCCACACGUUCAACCCACAAACACAUCAUGACGCUUGGCGCAGGGCCCUCCCUGCACCCCGGCGACUGGCCCUCGAGGGCCGUCCUCAAAUUCCCACCCGACGCCGCCCCGCCGCCCAUUGCCAACCCGUGGACUGGCGAGUCGACCUUUGCGAACCCCUUCCCAAUCCCCCAAGAUAUAUUCCAGGCCGCCUUGUCGUACAAGGUCCCGCUGGCCAUUGCCUCCGUCUACGCCGUCACCGUCACCUACUUCAACUGGUACAAUCGCCAGCAUGGAAACAAGGCCUGGAGAAUCGCAAAGACGCGCCCCUUCUUCGUAUUUGUCGUCUUCCACAAUGUCUUUCUGGCCGUCUACUCGGCCAUCACCUGUGUGGCCAUGAUUCUGUGCUUGAAACACUCUUUCCCCCACUACACCGAGGCCAAUGCCGUCGUGGGCACCAUCGACGCCCUCUGCAAGAUUCACGGCCCCCGCGGACUCGGUGAUGCCGUCACCUAUCAGACAGACGCCAACACUUGGACCAGCUUGAACUCGAACAUUACCGUGGGCCCCGCCGGCUUGCCUGACACGACGGAUGUGGGCAGGAUGUGGAACGAGGGUCUUGCCUUCUGGGGCUGGUGGUUCUACCUCUCCAAGUUCUACGAGGUCCUGGAUACCGCCAUCAUUCUUGCCAAGGGCAAGCGAAGCACCACGCUCCAGAAAUACCACCAUGCUGGCGCCAUGCUUUCCAUGUGGGCUGGCAUGCGCUUCAUGUCGCCGCCCAUCUGGAUGUUUGUCUUGGUCAAUUCGGGCAUCCACGCGAUGAUGUACACCUACUACACCGUCUCUGCGUUUCGCAUCCGUGUACCCAAUGUGGUCAAGCGAACCCUUACCACGCUGCAGAUUACCCAAUUCCUUGUCGGGACCACCUUCGCCGCCAUGCAUCUCUUCAUCUCUUACACGGUGCCAGUUGCGGUCGCAUACAAGGUCGCUGAGAAGGUUGCACCCCAACUCAACACUUCCACUAUCGCAUCUGCUAUUACCUCGGCCACGGACUCCGCAACCCUAGCCCUUCCCACAGCAACUGGCGUUGCUGUAGCUUUCCUCAGGAAGCUCAUCUACCGCGCAGCGGGUGACGAAGGUCUUGCCGAGAAUAUCCCAGUCCCCGGUUCACCUCUACCCGUCCACCAACAACAACACGUAGUUGCCGGACAUGCUGAUCCCCACCACCCAGUACAGAACUUCUUCAGGCACCAUGACACCGUGGAAAGGGUCGUUUACCGCACCGAGUACCAGACCGUCCCCUGCAUCGACACGUCUGGCCAGGCGUUCGCCGUUUACCUCAACAUCAUCUACCUGACUCCACUCACCCUGCUGUUCAUGCGCUUUUUCUUCAAGUCUUACCUCCGCCGCACAAACCCCAACGCCAAGCACCAAAGCAAGCACGCCAUUUCAAAGGCCGCUCAUGAUGCUUCUCAUGGCGUAGAGCGUGAGAUCGAGUCCCUCGGCCAGGCCGCUGAAGACGGCAUCUCGUCCGCCGUCAAGAGGUCCAAAGAUGCUCUGCGUGGUCGAAAGGUCAACGCCAAUGGCAAUGCCAAGGAUGAGCGACAUGGUAGCAUGAGCCCUGCGAAUAAGAAGUUUCUCGACAACGUGAACAAGAAAGUCAGCCAGCGGUUGCAGGAGCUCGACGAGGGCGCCGAGGCUACGGUAAAGAAGGCGAAAGAGAUGGCAAAGAAUGUAGUUGGAAAGGCUGAGGAGACAAAAGAGAACGUCGAGGGCCAGUACCAGGAGGGCAAGGAGAAGGCUAAGCAGGAGUCACAAAAGGCAAACGACAGUGCGAAGCAAGAAGUAAAGAAGGACAGCGGUAAUGUCAAGGAAGAGCAGUCAGGCUCACGGCCGGGAACGCCACUGACACCACAGUCGAAAAAGGCCAAGCAACGUGCGAACAAGAAGGCGCGAGAACAAUCUGAGAAGUCGGAGGAGCAGUUGGACAACGAGUGGGUGCAGAAGCCGGAGAGAGAAGCCGAGCCAAAGGAUCUGAACAAUACGCUGGAGAAGCGCGAUGGCAAAGGUCUUUUCUGAGUCUGAGAUGACGAUAACUCGGCGAGAGGUCCUCUACGAACGUAUACUGUGCAGGAAGCGGGUUUUCUCCUAUUGGUUUCCUUCUGUUUUCGAACUGGGUUUCCUGGCGUAGGCGCUGCGUAGGUGUAAUAGACUAGAGCACUAGCCGCGACACUGGAUGGAUUACGGGCAGUACUGAUACACAAAAGUCUAAUGGAAGACCGGACC
Cucurbitaria berberidis CBS 394.84 is the source of this 2493-nucleotide messenger RNA. RefSeq names its product GNS1/SUR4 family protein-like protein. Bases 256 to 2286 code for a protein of 676 amino acids. Lineage: Eukaryota; Fungi; Ascomycota; Dothideomycetes; Pleosporales; Cucurbitariaceae. Gene Ontology annotation, biological process: fatty acid elongation, monounsaturated fatty acid; fatty acid elongation, saturated fatty acid; very long-chain fatty acid biosynthetic process. The record is from RefSeq and is a predicted model, not a curated record. The transcript has a single exon. Gene Ontology annotation, cellular component: endoplasmic reticulum membrane. Gene Ontology annotation, molecular function: fatty acid elongase activity.